AUGGCUUCUUCUAAAGUUACAUUUUGUGCACUUUUAUUCAUAGCUUUCUCUCUUUCUCUUGUCUUUCAAACUCUUGCUGACAGCAACGUUAUUUCUACAUUAGUUGUAGACGCUGGUUCUGUAGGAAAGCAAAUUUCCAAAUAUUUUUUUGGAGCAUUUUUUGAGGAAAUUAAUCAUGUUGGAGCUGGAGGAUUGUGGGCAGAACUUGUCAACAAGAGAGGUUUUGAAGCUGGACGCACAACAAUUCUCUCAAGCAUCUCUCCAUGGACUGUAAUAGGAAAUAGAUCAACCAUUAAUGUUCAAAAUGAACCUACCUCCCUGUUUUCUAGUAAUAAAAUGGCUGUCAAAUUGGAUAUCCAUUGUUCUUCUCAGGCUGAAUGCCCUAAUGGUGUUGGACUCUCUAAUCCUGGAUUUUUAGGUCAGAAUAUUGAGCAAGGAAAACGAUAUAGAGUUGUAUUCUAUCUUCGUUCCUUGGGACCAAUUAAUUUGAAAGUGGCGUUUAUAGGAGUAGAUGGGAAAGAAUUGACUUCAAAUAACAUCAAGGCUCUUGCAAGUUAUGUUGCAAGCUGGAAAAGGUUUGAAACUAUUUUAGAAGCCCACGCGUCAGAUGUCAAAGCAAGCCUCCAGUUGACAAUGGACCAAAAAGGAGUUAUUUGGUUGGAUCAGGUCUCAGCACUGCCUCUAGACACAUACAAGGGACAUGGGUUGGGAAAAGGCCUUUUUCAAAAGGUGGCUGAUUUGAAACCAACAUUUCUUAGAUUUCCCAGUGGCUGUUAUGUUGAAGGUGAAUAUAUGAGAAAUGCAUUUAGGCGGAAGAAUACCAUUGGACCUUGGGAGAAGAGAAUUGGUCCCUUUAAUGUCUGGGAUUAUUGGGUCGACAAUGGAUUUGGUUAUUUAGAGUUUCUUCAAUUGUUUGAGGACCUUGGUACGACCCCAAUAUGGGUAUUUAACAAUGGUAUUAGCCACCAUGAUAAAGUCAACAUCAGUGACAUUGGUCCUAUGGUUCAAGAAGCUCUUGAUGGUAUUGAAUUUGCAAGAGGUCCUAUUACAUCAAGAUGGGGUAAAGUAAGAGCUUCUUUAGGUCACUCCAAACCUUUUGAUUUGAGAUACGUCGGUAUUGGAAACGAGGAUUGUGAUAAGAUAAACUACCAAGAAAGCUACCUCAAAUUCCAUGAUGCCAUAAAGCAUGCAUAUCCAGAUAUGCAAAUUAUAUCAAAUUGUGAUGCUACCAAAAAAGCGUUGGACCAUCCAGCAGAGCUGUAUGGCUUCCAUAUAUAUUCAAAUGCUAAGCAAUUCUUCUCAUUGUACACCAAGUUCGAUCAUAUGCCUUGUUUUGGACCAAAAGCUUUUGUUAGUGAAUAUGCCGUUUGGAACGAAGAUGCUGGGAAGGGAACACUUUUGUCUGCAUUGGGUGAAUCUGCAUUUCUUAUGGGACUAGAGAGGAAUAGUGAGGUCAUCGAAAUGGUUAGCUAUGCACCACUUUUUGGUAACACAAACAACCAAAGAUGGUUGCCCGAUGCUAUUGUAUUUUAUUCUCAUCAAAGUUAUGGAACUCCGAGCUAUUAUUUGCAAAAGCUAUUCUCAGACUCUAGUGGAGCAAUGCAUUUGAACUCAACGCUUAAAGCUCCUUCUUCAGUUGUUGCAUCUGUAAUUGCUUACACAAGUUUAACGGAAAAGAAGAAUUACAUAAAAGUAAAGGUUGUGAACUUCAAUGACAAUCGUGCGAAUUUUAAGAUCACUUUAAAUGGGUUAGAUGUAACUGCAAAAUCAGCAAAACACUACUACAACAGAGACUUUUUGCUUGUGUUUUGA
Messenger RNA from Neltuma alba, 1812 nucleotides. RefSeq names its product alpha-L-arabinofuranosidase 2-like. Gene Ontology annotation, biological process: L-arabinose metabolic process. The transcript is spliced from 12 exons. Lineage: Eukaryota; Viridiplantae; Streptophyta; Magnoliopsida; Fabales; Fabaceae. Gene Ontology annotation, molecular function: alpha-L-arabinofuranosidase activity. Bases 1 to 1812 code for a protein of 603 amino acids. The record is from RefSeq and is a predicted model, not a curated record.